This is a messenger RNA of Rhizoctonia solani, 945 nucleotides long. RefSeq names its product hepatocellular carcinoma-associated antigen 59. The record is from RefSeq and is a predicted model, not a curated record. Gene Ontology annotation, cellular component: spliceosomal complex. The transcript is spliced from 7 exons. Gene Ontology annotation, biological process: mRNA splicing, via spliceosome. Lineage: Eukaryota; Fungi; Basidiomycota; Agaricomycetes; Cantharellales; Ceratobasidiaceae. The coding region runs from base 1 to 945 and encodes 314 amino acids.
AUGUCCGAUGCUGAGCCCAAGCCUCUAUUUAAAAAGCGCGCGAACCGGCCGCCACCCCGUCAACGCGAAUCUGAAGACGCCACGCCAGAUGAACCAGCUGUGGAGACAAGGGAAGGCUCUGAGGGGGUAGAUGAAGAGAAAAUGACGAUUGAGGAGCUACUAGAACUCCGUAAGCUCCGUCGUCAAAGACAGGGUAUUGAUUCAACCAAGUUGAAUGCUGGCAGUACCAAGAAGAAAAAGAGAAGAGACGAAGACGAAGAAGCAGAAGACGAAAACGAAGGGAAAUAUGGCCUUAGAAAGGGUGGGCAACGUCAAGAUGGAGAUGACGACGAAGCCAGCGCAGAUGGCGCCGAAGACGUAGCAAAGAAGAUAAUCAAGUCUAACAACUUCACACAACAGACUAACAAACUAGAUGUUGACAAACACAUGAUGAAAUACAUCGAGGAGGAACUUGAAAAGCGGCGGGGCAAGCCAAACGCAUCGGGCGACACCGGGAAUUCCAACUCGUCAGAUCCAUAUGCCGAGCUGUUUCGUAUAUCCGAAAAAUACAAGCUUCAGAAGAAGCAAGAGCUCGAGGAAGGAAGUGUCACUAAUAGCAGUGCUAUGUUGACUGCAAUACCAGAAGUGGAUCUAGGAAUGGACACCCGGCUCAAAAACAUAGAAGAAACGGAGAAAGCUAAGCGGACCGUUUCUGAGAACUUGAAAGAGCAUCGCGGUAAACCGCGUGAACAGAACGACGAACGGCAUCUGACGGCGACACGAUUUUUCAAUCCUCGUCUCAAAGUUCAGUCAGAUGCGGAUGCCAUGCGAGAUGCAAAACUCGAGGCGAUGGGUCUUCCGCCCGAAAUGGAUACACGAGGAUAUAUCAAGGAGCGCGACAAUAGGCGGGAAAUGGCGACUGACGAACAGGUUAUGGAACGGUUCAAGAAACGAAUGAGGAAAUGA